This is a messenger RNA of Triplophysa rosa, 2591 nucleotides long. It is a transcript of the gene asgr1b, whose product is annotated as asialoglycoprotein receptor 1b. The coding region runs from base 80 to 859 and encodes 259 amino acids. NCBI's taxonomy places the organism in Eukaryota, Metazoa, Chordata, Actinopteri, Cypriniformes, Nemacheilidae. The record is from RefSeq and is a predicted model, not a curated record. The transcript is spliced from 7 exons.
UGACUUCCUCUUUAGCUCUUGAAGUUGAGAGAAAGCUUUCUUCUGUAGCAUUUUGUCUUUCAUUCUUAUAAUUUUACUGAUGGCAGAGUUUAAACACAUUCCAGACUCCAGUAGCAGCUCACAGAACAAUGUGUACUGCAUGCUGAAUGAAGACAUGAGGAGAAUACCAUCACAGACAUCACAGAAAGUAUCAUUGUCUGCAGGUUGCAUGUGGUGGAAACAGUGUUGGAUUCCUCUGAUUUGUGGCAUGUUCUUUGUGAUUUUAUUAACCACAGUCUCUGUGUCCUUUAAACAGCAAUUCAGUAAACUGACUGAAGUAGAGAAUGCAGUGGGAAAUCUGACAGCAUCUGUCGUUCUGCUCACUUCCGACCAACAAGAUACAAAUGAUAGAUUAAUGGAGAUGUUUGGUAACCUGAAGGCUGAUCUGGAGAGCAGAAUAACAAAUUUGACUCGGCGGAAACCUGUUUUGAGCUGUAAAGCUGGAUGGCAACUUUAUCUUUCCAGCUGUUAUCUCUUUUCCAGUACAGCGCUGGACUGGCAGAAGUCAAGGGCUUUCUGUGGUGCACAUGAGGCCCUGCUGCUCAUUCUGGGGCAGGACGCCAGCGAGUGGAAUUUUAUUGUAAAUCGCGUCUCUAAAUUGCAAUCACACUGGAUUGGCCUGACAGAUCAUACGACUGGUCAGUGGAGGUGGAUUGAUGGCUCACCCUAUAUCAUGGACAGAAGUCAGUGGGAACCAGGAGAACCAAAUAAUUUGGCUGGAGAGGACUGUGCAGAGCUAACUAAAUCUGGGAAACUGAAUGAUGGGAUGUGCUCACAGUCUUUUCGCUUUAUCUGCAAAGCACCAGCCAAUGAAAACUAACUACUUGGCAUGUGGAAGUGUGGAGUGUCAUGCCAUCAAAAUUCUAGGAGUAUAAUAAAGAGGAGAUUGUUAGUCGUUUUUAAUCUUUUGAAAAUUGUGAUUUUCUUGGUAGCUCUAAAGUCUCUAAUUGAACUAAUACUACACUGUAAAAAACUUGCUAGAUGUUCUCCCUACAAAGAUAAAUAAGUAACUUGAACAUAUAAUUUUUAGUUAAAGGAGUCAAAUAAUUGUUUUGCAUAUACUAAACAAAAUUAGCCUAAACAUGUUUUUAACAAAGAUUAUUUUGUUGACUGGACUUAGUCAAAAUGCCUCAGAAAGUUUGCCCAACUUACAAAAGAGUGUAUUCUGAACAAACAAUAUUGCAAGAGUUUGAGAGUUCCCAAGAUGCAUUGUAGUGUGUUUUCUUUUAAAGAUUAGUGUUUUAGUUCUUGCUGGCUUAAUUUCUGCUUUAAUAUUGUUGUUACUGUUAGUUAUCUGUUGUGUUUAGAGUUUUUUCAAUGAAUGAUGGUUUUUGAUUGUUACCAUGGUUGAGAUUUGUGUGUUCAAUGUUUAGGUGUAAGUGCAUGACACAAUACCAACACCGUUAUAAAUGCACUCAACACAAACUGUUCAAACAGUUGUUUGAUCAAAGUUUUGGUCUGUUUGAGGCAAGAAAGAAGUAAAAUUGUAGUUUAUUUUUAAAUAACCAAUCACUAUUUUCUAUUUAUGUUCAGCCAACAAAAACAUUUUGUUCUGUUGUUCAUUGGGUAAACUUGACUAUGUUGUGACAACUAAUAACAUAAACAUAAUUUUUCAAGUUGAUUGAACUUUAGUUCCUGUUUGUUGAGUUAGCUCAAAAACAUGCUUGUGAUAGGUUGCCUUAUUAUUUUAAGUUGACUUGACUAUUUCUUUUACAGUGUAAAUUUUAUAAUUCCUACAAAGAUAGUUAUUUAUAAUUACUAACAUUAAGAGCAAGGCUGUAGAGAAAAAUCUGUCUGUGCAAUUAAUCAUUUUUACAACUGUACCAUGUGUGCCAUACAGUUUUGCAUGUGCUUGAGACAGAGCCACUUGUUUGUCGUUGUGCUUUUAGGUGAGGUUAAUCGAUGGCACAUCACUAUUUUACUUGGUAGUUGUAGUCUAUUGUGCAUUGAAAACUUGUGUCCCAGUCUAACACCAAAGGUGACAAAACACCUACUUGUCACCUACUUGGUUGGUUCCCUCUGUUUCUCCCUGUGUUUUCCCCUCGGACUUCAUUACCCAAGCUCCCGCACCUGUUUCGUGUCUCCCCACACCUGCCCCUCAUCACCCAUGGACUAUAUAUAUUCAAUCUGUUCCCUUGUUCAAUGUCUUGUAUUGUUUAUGUUAAUGUGUUUUUCUGUUCCUGUCUACCCUUUGAUCUAAUAAAAGAUAUAUAAUGUGCUUCUCUACAUAUGCUACGCGUGACACUACUACAGUCAGACGAUGGUCACAGUAUUUGGUGUAAAACUUGAGGCAUUGAGUCCACAUAUCCAAAUCCUUUUCCCAAAAUUCAUUUUGCUGUUUUUAUAUUGUGCUAUUUUUAUCCAUACUGACCUGUUUCAUUUGUAUUUGAACUCACCAUUCGCUAAACAAAACUCUGCUGUUGAAAUACAAUAUCUGUCUUCUUCUUUGUGUUUGUGACACCCUUCAGAGGCAGAAAAAUGUUUUGAAAUCGACUAAACUCUCUCAAAAGGUUCUUCGAUGCCAUAGCAAAGCAUAUGAAGAACUUUUCUGU